ACUACAGAGAGAAGAGAGACACACAGGAGAAAGAGAGAGACACGUGGAGAAAGAUAAACCUUGAGGAAGAGACGGUGACCACAGAAGUGAAGAUUGGACGGACGUGUGUCACUGUCCCUGGAUGUGUGUUUUUGUGAGUGUGUGUGUUUGUGUAUAUGUGUGAGAGAGAUUGACAUGGCAGUGACACACACCUGGACCUGUCUCCUUCUGUGGAUCAGCACCUCGACUCAGACCACAACCCCAGGUGAGACUGCCUCUGAUUGGCCUUGAUUGACAUGGUGAGUUUAGAUGAUUUGGUAACUGGUUGGUUAGAGCAGCCAGGUCACACCAGAUCCAAUGCAGUAUUCGAGGUCCCCAGGACGUCAGGAGAUGCCUUCAAUACCGGCCACUAGGGGCAACAGUGAGCGCUAUUACCAUCAAGUAGGUCCGCUGCUUGCUAUGGCGUUAUGGAUGGGGAUGGUAGAUGGGCGUAAGUCGCGUGCUCCGGCUUCAAAGAUCACAGGUUCAAUCCCAGUGCUAGGCACUUUACCCAAUCAUGUGCUCCGCCUCUGAGGAUUGUGGGUCAAUCCCAGGGCUAGGCACUCAUUUUUAUUUCGUUGAAGUCAGACCGUAUCAGACCAUGAGAUCUUGUAGCCUGGUUCCCAGCAGGAACUGCACCACCACACCCAACUUUACUAAUUACCUCAAUAACUGAGAUAAUUAAUCAAUCAGUGAUUGGCUAAAUUCCACCUACUUGGCUUCCCAGUUCUAAAGCAAAAAAGGUAAACUCAAAAACCUGCUGUUCUCCAGGAAGAAAGUUGACCAACCCUGUGUUAAAUGAUCAAUAAAGGUUAGUAUAUAUACAUUAACUCAGUAUCUCUGUUGACUUCACACAGAUACUGCCAAGACAAAACACACACACAUACAUACACACACACACACACACACACAGAGGAGUCUAUAUGUUGUUUGUACAGUGAACCACUGUGGUUUCACUCCACCACAUGAAGGUGUUUAUAUGAGUGCAAUGCAGGUUUAAUUGAAUGAAUUCCUCUGAUUGCCAAUAGUCGCUGAGGUGUAUAUAACAGGUGUGUGUGUUCUCUUUACAGACACUCACGUGACAUGUGUGUUCUUGGAGGACUGUGUCCUGCCCUGCAGCUUCCAGCCAGACAGUGAUGAGGUCAUCCACUGGCUCAAACAGGAAGUGCCUGUCCACUCCUUCCAGCGAGGAGGGGAGCGGACUGAGCAUGAGCAGUAUGCUGGCCGCACCUCCCUCUUCACACACCUGUUCUCCCGUGGCAACGCAUCGCUGCACUUGAGGGGGUGUGGCCCCAGGGACCGCGGCAAAUACAAGUGUCACGUGCGUACCUCUGCAGGCAUGCACGAAGCCCAUGUCAUCGUCAGGGUGGAGGGUGAGUCAAGCUGUCAAUUGAACAGUAGACACACCCACAGUGACUGUCCUAGCUUAUUGCAGUUAUUCUAUCAAUGGAUGAUCAGUUGGUUUGUGUAUAUACACUACCGUUCAAAAGUUUGUGGUCACUUAGAAAUGUUCUUGUUUUCGAAAGAAAAUCAAAUUUUUUGUCCAUUUAAAUAACAUCAAAUUGAUCAGAAAUACUGUAUUUCUGAUCAAUUUGAUGUUAUUUUUAAUUGCUUUUCUUUCGAAAACAAGGACAUUUCUAAAUGACCCCAAACUUUUGAACAGUAGUGUAUGUGUGUGUGUGUGUGUGUAGCGCGUAUCCGGGGCCUGUCUCUGGAGCUGUCCAGACUAAGUGGCUAUGAAGAGGUGAAGUGUACCAUGCGACACGUCUACCCUGCCCCUCACGUUGCCUGGGCAACUGACCCGCCCACCGCCCAGCCACUUCGACCAAUAACGCGUAAGCUGGCUGACCGACAGGGGCUGUAUGCAGUGGAGAGCCGGCUGAGGAGGCUGAACAGCCAACCAGAGCUCACCUACAUCUGUACUGUCAACUCCUCCUAUGGAUCACAGACGUGGACCGCUUCACUCAGAGAAAGAGGUAUGACACUCUCACACACACACACUGUUUUGUUAAACUUUAAAAGCUUUUUGUAAUCUCUCUCUCUCUCUCGCUCUCUCUGUGUUUCUCUCGCUCUCUUUCUCUCUCUGUCUCUCAGAGAUCAAUGGAAUAGAAGGGAAGGCUCUGACCAUUCCUUGCCACGCCCCAUCCUACAUGCCUAAAUCCUCCCUCUCCUGGAGUUUCACAAAUCACAACGAAGCGGCUCUCAUCCUCACCUACGACAGCCAAUCACAGCUCAGUUCUGCCUCAGCACCCUGGGAGGCCUGUGCGCAAUUGGAUGUCCUCAGGGUUCCGCUCGGUGACGGAUCGAUGCAAUUGGUCAACCCAAUCAGUCUGGAACACACAGGGAUCUAUACCUGUGUUUACUCUUCCCCCCAGAACACACACACAGAACACACCGGGGUCAACAUCUCAGCUGUCACUGGUGAGAGAUCACACACCUACACGCACUAACCAUACCUACUAGUGUAUGUUAGGGGUUUACUGUCUCUGUCUGUUACCUGUGUGUCUGUUACCUGUGUGUAUGUUACCUGUGUGUCUGUUACCUGUGUGUAUGUUACCUGUGUGUAUGUUACCUGUGUUUAUGUUACCUGGGUGUCUGUUACCUGUGUGUCUGUUACCUGUGUGUAUGUUACCUGUGUGUCUGUUAACUGUGUGUAUGUUACCUGUGUGUCUGUUACCUGUGUGUAUGUUACCUGUGUGUAUGUUAACUGUGUGUAUGUUACCUGUGUGUAUAUUACCUGUGUGUAUAUUACCUGUGUGUAUGUUACCUGUGUGUCUGUUACCUGUGUGUAUGUUACCUGUGUGUCUUACCUGUGUGUAUGUUACCUGUGUGUAUGUUACCUGUGUGUAUGUUACCUGUGUGUAUGUCAGCUGUGUGUAUGUUACCUGUGUGUAUGUUACCUGUGUGUAUGUCAGCUGUGUGUAUGUUACCUGUGUGUAUGUUACCUGUGUGUAUGUUACCUGUGUGUAUAUUACCUGUGUGUAUAUUUCCUGUGUGUAUAUUACCUGUGUGUAUGUUACCUGUGUGUAUGUCAGCUGUGUGUAUGUUACCUGUGUGUAUGUUACCUGUGUAAAGGUGAGCGUAUGCGACGUCAAGAGGCGUCUCAGUGGUGGAUCUUUGCCGUGGUGAUAGCAGUGCUGGCUCUCGCCCUCACAGGAAUUCUGGGAUAUCUGAAAGUCAGAGGUAUGGGGGUAUGGGCAGGGGGAAGGGUUAACUAUAAUAACAUAAUAAUAACAUAAACGGAACAUUAUCUGUCUAUAAUCACAAAUGAGUAAUACUGAGAUAGAGAACUAAGGCUGAAUGAGCUUGCAAGUAAAUGACAGGGUAAAUCAAAUCAAAUCCAAUUUUAUUUGUCACAUGCUCCGAAUACAACAGUGAAAUGCUUACUUACAAGCCCUUAACCAACAAUGCCGUUUUAAGAAAAAUAAGUGUUAAGAAAGUGUUUACUAAAAUAAACUGAAGUAAAAAAUAGAUAAGUAAAAAAUGUAAUGUAGAAGUAGAAGUAUUUUAUCUGUCUGUACCUGACGUCCCUUUUUACCUGUCACCAGGUAACCAGUCCAAGCCCAGUAAGAGACCAGAGGGGACCAGUGAGAUGGAGCCAGUGAAAGGUAAGUCACAGUCCAGCCGUUGUGUAGUAGCAGGACCAUCAACUAACUAUAGUAUCCAGCACAGACCAUCAACUAACUGUAGUAUCCAGGACCAUCAACUAACUGUAGUAUCCAGGACAGACCAUCAACUAACUAUAGUAUCCAGGACAGAACAUCAACUAACUGUAGUAUACAGGACCAUCAACUAACUGUAGUAUCCAGGACAGACCAUCAACUAACUGUAGUAUCCAGGACAGAACAUCAACUAACUGUAGUAUCCAGGACAGAACAUCAACUAACUGUAGUAUCCAGGACAGACCAUCAACUAACUGUAGUAUACAGGACAGACCAUCAACUAACUGUAGUAUCCAGGACAGACCAUCAACUAACUGUAGUAUCCAGGACAGAACAUCAACUAACUAUAGUAUCCAGGACAGACCAUCAACUAACUGUAGUAUCCAGGACAGAACAUCAACUAACUGUAGUAUCCAGGACAGGACAUCAACUAACUGUAGUAUCCAGGACAGAACAUCAACUAACUGUAGUAUCCAGGACAGAACAUCAACUAACUGUAGUAUCCAGGACAGAACAUCAACUAACUGUAGUAUCCAGGACAGAACAUCAACUAACUGUAGUUAUACAGGACAGAACAACAACUAACUGUAGUGUCCAGGACAGAACAUCAACUAACUGUAGUAUACAGGACAGAACCUCAACUAACUGUAGUAUCCAGGACAGACCAUCAACUAACUGUAGUAUCCAGGACAGAACAUCAACUAACUGUAGUAUCCAGGACAGAACAUCAACCAAAAUGUAGUAUCCAGGACAAAAACAUCAACUAACUGAGUAUCCAGGAACAGAACAUCAACUAACGUAGUAUCCAGGAAACCAUCUCUCUCCCCCUCUCUCUUGGGGUUUUUCUCGCCCUUUCUCUUCCGUCUCUCAGAGAUCCAAAGGAAUAGAAGGGAAAGGUCUGACCCUUCCCUUUCCACCCCCCCAUUUCCCACAUUCCCAAAUCCUCCCCCUUGGUUGGGUUUACAAAACAAAACGAAGCCCCGGCCCCCUCUUUCCCCACCUACGACAGCCAAUCACGCUCAGUUCUGCUUAACACCCCCGGGGGGCCUGUUCGCAAUUGGAUUUUUCCCCAGGGGGUUUCCCCUCGGGACGGAUCGAUGGGAAAUUUGGGCAACCCAAUAGUCUGGAACACACAGGGGGUCUAUAAACCCGUGUUUACUCUUUCCCCCCCGAAAAACCACAGAAAAAACCGGGGGGCCCAAAACUCAAGCGUCACUGGUGGGGGAGAUAAAAAACCAACCCAACCACUAACCAUAAAAAAACCCACUAGUGUUGUUGGGGUUUUUUCUUUUCUCUGUCUGUUACCUGUGUGUUGUUCCCGGGGUGUUGGGUUACCCGUUUUUUCUGGUUUUCCUGUGGUUUGUUUUCCCGUUUGUUGUUUACCCCGUGGGGUAGGGUUUCCCCCCCUUUGGGUAUGUUCCUGUUUUUUUUUUUGGGUUACCUGUGUGUCUGUUACCUGGGGGUUUUAUGUUACCUUUUGUGUCUGUUACCCUUGGGGUUUUGUUACCCCUUUGGGUUUCUUUACCUGUGUGUUUUGUUACCUGUUUUGGGGAUGUUAACUUGGGGGUGUAUGUUACCCCGUUUUGUAUAUUUCCUUGGGGGUGUUUUGGGGGGGGGAGGGAAAUUGGGGGGCGGGGAAAAAGGGGGGAAUGGGAAAGGGGGGCUUUGGGUGGGAGGGGAAAAACCGGGGGGAGUUCCCCCGGGGGGGGAGGGAAAGGGGGGGGACCGUGGGGGGGGAAGGAAAGGGGGGGAGGGGUUAACGGUUGGGCGGGGUGUGGGGGGGACCGGUGGGGAUGUUGUUGUGUUUUUUGUUUUAUUUACCGUGGGUUUUUUGGGAUUUAACCCGGGUUUUUUGGGUUGAACGGGGUGUUUUAUUUUUAUGGUUUUACUGUGGGAAAAAGGGGGGAAACGUAUGGACUCAAAAAGGGGGGUCUCAUGGUUUGGUCUUUUGGCCCGGGGGGUGGGAUAAACUUGGUUUUUGGGCUCUUCUCGCCCUCACAGGAAUUCUGGGUUUUCUGAAAGGGCGAGGGGGGGGGUUUUUUUGGGCAGGGGGGGGAAAGGGGUUUAUUAAAAAUUAAAAAUAAUAAUAACAUAAACGGGGGCAUUAUUUGUCAUAAUCACAAAUGGAGUAAUACUGGAUAGAAACUAAGGUGAAUGAGUUGCAAAGGGAAAAAGACAGGGUAAAAAUCAAAUCAAAUCCAAUUUUUUUUUCCCCCAUGCUUCCCCGGGGGAAAAACCAAAAGGGGGAAAGCUUAACUUUCCAAACCCCUUUAAACCAAAAAAUGCCCUUUUAAAGGGGAAAAAAAAGGGGUUAAAUUUGGGGUUUACUAAAAUUUAAAAAAAAGGGAAAAAAAAAAUAAAAUAAAAAAAAAUUUUUGUAAAUUUGAAAAUUUUUUAAUUUGUUUGUUUCCUGACGUCCCCACCCGUGGAACCCGGGCCCAACCCGUUCCCGGGGGGGGUGGGGGAAAAAAGUAGGUUUUUUAGGAACCAUCCCAAAAAUAAAGUUCCCCCAAACCCCUUUAAAGGAGAGACCAAAAACCAGUAAGGAAGAAACCCCAAAAUAAAAUCCACAGCAUCCCCCCUUUUUUGUAUACAGGCCCCUCAACCCCACUUAAAUACCAGGACAGGGCCAUCAUAAAAUGUAGUUCCCCGGAAACCCCUCAAACUAACCUUUUUAUCCCGGACCCCAAAAAAUAAAUUUUUAUCCAGGAAAAGACCAAACAAAAAUAACUGUAGUUUUCCAGGACCCUCAACUAACUUUUAGUAUCCAGGACGAAAUCAACCCAACUGUAGUAUUAAAAGGCAGAAAAAACAACUAAGUAUCCAGGAAAAAGACCAUCAACUACAAAUGUAGUAUCCCGGACCCAAAAAAUAACUAAAAUGUAGUAUCCCGGACAAAAACCCUCAACUAACUGUAGUAUCCCGGACAAACAUCAAAAAUAACUGUAGUAUCCAGGACAGAAAACAAACAACUAAAAUGUAGAUCCAGGACCCCCCCUCAAAAACGUAUUUUCCAGGAAAAAACAAGAAACCCGGCCCGAAAAAAAACUAAAAUGUAGUUCCCGGACAGGAAAAAAUAACUUUUAAAAAAACCUAAAAGGGAGUAUCCAGGAAAAGACCCCUCAACUAACUGGGAUUCCCAGGCAACAUCAAAAUAACUGUAGUUUAAAGAGUAUCCAGGACAGAACCCCUCCCAACGGGAGUAUUUCCGGGAACCCGAAAAAAAAUAACUGUGACCCCCGGGCAGCCCCCAAGGAGAACCAGAACAACAACUAACUUAGUUGGUUAAGAGUAUCCCGGGGAAAAACCCUCAAAUAACUGUAGGGAAUCCGGGCAAACCCCUCAACAACGUAUAUCCAGGAAGAACAUCAACUCUUUUAACCGGUCCCCGUUGUUAAAUAUCCAAAGGGGCAAAAAUCAACUAAACCCUUUUGAUCCGGCAAGGGCCAUCCAAAAUAACUGAGUAUUUCCCGGAAAGACCAUCCAAAUAAAGUAGUAUCCCCGGACCCUCAACCCAACUGUUUGUUCCAGGAACAAAAAAUCAACUAACUUUGUAUUUCCCGGGACCAUUUAACUAACUUAGGAUCCGGACCCGAACCCUCAACUAAAAUGUAGUAUCCAGGAAAAAACACCCAAGACCAUCAACUAACCCUUUUAUAACAGGAAAAAAAUUUUUUUGUACCCCGGAAAAGAACCCUCAACUAACCCGUAGUACCAGGACCAAACCAAAAACCCCGGGCCAACAACAGGAAAAAAAUUUAAUAAAUGUAUUUUCCCCGGACACCAAACAAAAAUCCCAAACCUAACUGUAGUAUCCGGGGCCCAACAAGAAAACCAAACCCCCCCAAAAACCCGUAUAUCCAGGACAGAACAUCCAAAAAUGAGUAUCCCGGACAGCAAAAAACCCCAAAAAGAACAUUAACUAACCCGUAUUCCAGGACCCGAACAUAAAAAAACUGGGAAUUUUCAGGGGCCCGGGCCAUCAACUAACUGUAGUUUCCGGACAACCAAGAACCCAGAAAAAAAGACAGCCCCCCAGAACCCUCAACUAACUUUUUUGUAUCCCCGGGCCCGCCAUCAAAAUAAAAAUAGUAUCCCGGACCCGAACCCUCAAAAUAAAAGUAGAUCCAGGACUAACAAACCAGCCCGGGGAGAACCCUAAAAAUUUAAAGUAGUUUUCCCGGACAGAAAAAUCACCCAAACCUUUUUAAAAUGUUUGUAUAAGGACAAAAACCCAAAAAUUUCCCAAAGCUAAACCCGUAGUAUAAAGGACAUAACAUCAACCCAACUUUUAGGAUCCCGGGACCCGACCAUCAACUAAAUUGGGAGGGAUCCCGGACAAACAAACAACCCAAAAUGUAUUAAACCAGGACAGAACCAUCAACCCAAAAUGUAGUAUCCCCGGACCGAAAUCAAAAAUAAAAGGGAAAUAUUUCCGGGAAAAAGAACAUCAACUAAAAUGAGUUUUUCCCGGGCCCCAAGGGACCCGGAAAAAAUAAAAAAAUGUAGUUUCCAGGACAAACAUCAAAAAACCCUUUGUAUCCCAGGGGCAAACAUCAACUAAUUUAGAUCCAGGACAAAAUCCAAAUAACCCGUAGUUCCAGGAAAAGGGCCCUCAACUAAUGUAGUUUUCCAGGACCCCCGAAAAAAGCCCGGCAGAACAUCAACUAAAACUUUAGUUCCAGGGAAAAAGACCACAACUAAAAAUUUGGAUCCCGGACGAAAAUCCCCCCCAAAAUUGUAUCCAGGAAAAGACCAUCAACAACUGUAGUAUCCAGGAGGGGCCCUCAAAAACUUUUUUAGUAUCCAGGACGCCCUCAACUAACUGUAUAUCCCGGGCCACAAAAUAACUGUGUAUUUCCCGGGACCCAAACCCUCAAAUAACUGUUUCCAGGCAAAACCCUCAAAAACUGUGUAUCCAGAAAACAUCAACUAAAUGGGGGAUCCAGGAAGAAACCUCAACUCGUGUAUCCCGGACCAAUUUAAAUGAAUAUCCAAGGGCCUCAAAAUAACUGUAUUUUCCCGGCCCCUCCCCCUUAAAAUGUUUUGUAUCCAGGACAGACCCUCAAAAUAACUUAGUAUCCAGGGCCGAACCCCAACAACUUUUGGUAUCCAGGGAAAAGACCAUUUAAAAAUAACUUUUAGUAUCCAGGACAGAAACAAUAAAAGGACCCGGGAAACCUCAACUAACUUUAGGGUUUCCAGGAACAGAACAUCAAAUAAAAUGUAGUAUCCGGAACAGAAAAAAAUCAACUAAAAAAAUUUUUGGGAAACCCCGGACAGCCCCAAAAAGCCAGCAGAAAUCAAAUAACUGUAUUUUCCGGACCACAAAACGAAAAUCCCAAACUAACCCGUAGUAUUCCAGGACAGCCACAAAACAAACCCAAAAAAAACUCGUAGAUUUCCCGGAAACCCCCCAACAACAACCAGGCCGCAAAAAGAGGGAACCCGGAACCUCAACAAAUGUAGAAAACCCGGACCCGAAAAAUCCCCCUAACUGUAGUAACCCGGACCAGAAAAAAACAACUAACGGGGAGUAUCCAGGCCCGAAAUCAACUUUAAAAUGUAGGAUCCCCGGACAGAAAAAAUCCCCGAACAUCAACAAACCGUAGUAUCCAAAGGGCAGGAAAAAAACCUUGCCCGGCCCGAACAUCAACUAACUUAGUAUCCAGGAAAAAGAAAUCAACUAACUGUAGUAUCCAGGGAAAAAGGAAGACCCGGAAACCUCAAAUAACUGUUUGUUCCAAAGGGCAGAAAAUCCAAAUAACUGGAGUUCCAGGACAAACAUCAAUUAAAUUUAUCCAGGACCCCGAACCCUCAAAAUAAAAUGUAGUAUCCCGGACAGAAACAAAACCCAGAACCCAGAACAUAAAUAAACCCGUAGUUCCAGGACAAAAACCCUCAACUAACUGAGUAUCCAGGACAGAACCCUUCCCCCAAAAGAGGGAAAAGGGCGAAACAACCAAGAACCCGGACAGAACAUCAUAACUGUAAUUUCCCGAACCCUCAAAUAACCCCGGUUAAUCCAGGGGCAAAACCCUUUAAAAUUUAAAGUGUAAACCAGGACAGAACCCCAAAAAUAACGUAGGGAUCCCGGGCAGAACAUCAAAUAACUGUAGUAUUAUUUGUUCCCGGGGCAGAACCUCAAACAAUGUAGUUUUUCCAGGGGGGAACCCAACCAGCCCCGGAAAGAAAAAACUAACUGUUUUAAACAGGGAAAAAGGGCCCUCAACUAACUUAGAAAACACCAAAAAUCAACUAACUGUUUUAUCCAGGGCAGAAAAAACCAAAUUUUUAAAAAUAAGUAGAUCCCGGGCAGACCCAUCAAACCCAACUGUAUUAUCCCAAAGGGAGAACCCCUCAACUAAUGUAGUAUCCAGGGGCCCCCAGAACCCCCAAAAACAAAUAAAUGUGGAAACCAGGACGACCCUCAACUAACUGGUUAGGAAAAAAAUCCAGGCCGAACAAGAGCCCGGGAAACAUCAAAUAACUGUAGUUUAAACCGGACCCGCACAACACUAAUGUAUUCCAGGGCCCCCCCAUCAAAUAAAUGUAGUAUCCCGGACAAAACAUCAAAAACUGAGUACCGGCAGAACAAUCGAGACCCGAACCAAACAACUAACUUAGUUUAAACCCGGACCGAACCCCAACCCAACUGUAGGAUCCAGGAAGGAAAAACAUCAACUAAAAAUAGUUUCCGGGGGCAGAACCAAAACUAACGGAGUAUCCCCGGGGCGAACAUCAAAAAUAAAAAUUUUGUAAACCCGGAAAAAUCCAAGAACAUAAACUAACUAUGUGUAUCCAGGGGCAGAACAUCAAAUAACUUGUAUCCCCGGACAGGGAAACAAAACAAAACCCGGCCCAAACUUAACCAAGUGUAGUAAACCAGGAACCCCGAAAAAAUCAACUAACUGUAGUAUCCAGGACAGAACCAAACAACUAACUGUAAAUAAAACCCGGGUCCAACCGAAUCCCAAAAUAACUAUCCGUAUCCCGGACAGAAACAAAAACAUCAGAAAAUAACUGUAGUUUUCCCCGGACAGAACACCCAAAUAACCGGUUUAUCCGGAACCCGGAAAAAAUCAAAAUAACUUUUAAAUUUCCAGGGCAGAACCCUCAACAACUGGGAAGUUUUCCAGGAAAAAAAGAACCAGAACAUCACUAACUGUAGUAUACAGGGCAAACCUCAAAAUAACUGUGUAAACCCGGACAAACCUCAAAUAACUGUUGUUUUAGGGGAAAACAUUUAACUAAAUGUAGUAUCCAGGACAGACCCCUCACCUAACCCUUUGUAUCCAGGACCAAACUCAAACCCAACUGUAGUAAACCCGGAACCCGCCCCCAAACUAACUGUAGUAUCCCCAGACCAUCAACUAACUGUAAGUAUCCAGGACAGUCAACUAACUUGUAAUAUCCCGGACGAACCCUCAACUAACUGUAGUAUCCAAGGGCAAACAUCAAAUAAAAUGUAGUAUCCAGGAAAAGACCAUUUAACCCAAAUGUUUUAAAACCAAGGACCGCAUAAAAAGGGAAACCAGGGCAGAAAACCGGGACCCGGGCCCUCAAACCCAAAAUUUAGUAUCCCGGACAGGGCCAUCAAAUAACUUUAGUAUCCAGGCAAACAUCAACUAACUUAGUAUCCAGGAACCCCGAACCCUCAAAAUAAAGGUUUGUUUAAAGGGCAGAACCAAAACAAAUAAAAUGUAGUAAAACCCGGGCAGAACUCAACUAAAAUGUAUAUUCCCAAGGGCCAUCAAAUAAAGUUUAUUUACAGGGGGCCCUCAACUAACUGUGGGUUUCCCGGACCCGCCCCCAAAAAAUAACUUAAGUUUAAAAAACUCCCAGGACAGGACCAAAAACAAAAUAAGUAGAAACCAGGACCAGAACAUCAAAUAACUGUGGAUCCAGGAAAAAGAACCCUCAACUAACUUAGUAUCCCCGGGGCAAAAUCAACUAACUGUUUGUAUCCCCGGACGAACCCCAAAUAAUUAAUAACUGUUAAUAAGUAGUAUCCAGGACCGCAACAAGGGCCCCGGCAGAACCCUAAAAAUAACUGGGAGUAUCCCGGGGAAAAUCCAAAUAAAAUGUAGUUCCCGGAAAAGACCCUCAACCCAAAUGUAGAUCCGGACAACCCCAAAAAAGGGCAGAAAAAUAAAAAAAAAACUAACUUGUUAGGGUAAAGGAUCCAGGCAGAAAAAUAAAAUAACUGUAGAUUCCCGGACCCCGGCCCUCAACUAACUGUGUAUCCAGGACCACCCCAAAACCCAAAAAAGGCCCGAAACAUAACCCAACUUUUUAAUAUCCAGGACCAUCAAAUUUAAUGAGUAUCCAGGACAGCAUAAACCCCCUUAAAAAUUUUUUUUAACGUUAUUUUUUUAAAAACUUAUUUUUAAAGCCAUCAAUUUUUUAAGUUCCCAAAAAAACACCCAAAAAGUUUCCGGAAAGGCCUCAAAAUCGGGUACCAGAAGAAACUUUCCGUUUCCCACCCAAAAUAAUCUUUAAUGUUUUUGGGGUUUUUUAAUGUGUUUUGGGAAGGCCUCCCAAAUGCCCCUUUUUCCCUUUUCCGGAAGGGAACUCACUUUUAGUUCCGGACGAAAAACCGUGAUUUCCAAAGAAAUUAAAUGUAUUUUUUUUUUAGGGGAAAAAAAUAAUUUAAAAUUUAACAGUUAAAGGGAACCCCUAACUAACUUUUCCAAAAAGAAAAAUUUUAUUAAUACAAAAAAAAGGGUUUAAGGGCGGGAAAUUUUUUUCUGGGGGUUUCCGACCACAAAUAACUUGGGUUCCCAAAAGAACCCAAUCUCGGAAAUUCCCAAAGAAAUUAAAAGGUUUCCCCUCAAUAAGAAGGCCGGCAUCCCUGAGGGAUUAAAACGGGCCUCACCAAUUAGAAAAAGAAAACAAGGGGUAAAGGAAUAAACAAUUUAAGUGUCCCGCGCUUUAAAACCCAAGCCCGGCAUUAACUAAUGAGUUCCACCCCCCUUAUAGCAAAGCUUUCUUUUCCGGACCGGUAAUAAUUUUGGGUUGAAAUAAUUGAGUAAUUUCCCCGGCAGCUAAAAUUGGGAAAAAAAAAAAAUGGAGGGGAAAGGGUUCAAAAGGGGUUUAACCCGGGAAAAAAAAAAUUUUAUAAACCGUUACUUUUGGGGGUUUGAACCGGUUCAGAACUUUAUUUUGCUGGUCGGAACAGUGGAACGGAACAACAACAAAAUAAUGGUUCUGUUCAGAGCGAAACGAUUGGAAAAUAAUUUCGGUUCCAACCCCUGAUUUUAACAUCCGUACUGCUUAGCCCUGAGAGCAUGAUAACUAGUGUAUGAUGUGUACUUCUGUUUGGUGAGUAAUCUCUCCCUCCCAUAUUGUCUUUUAUCCCAGAUGCCAAUGAGAGAGGCUUGUCUGAGAGCAGUCCCCUGACCACAGGAGAGUCCCUGUCGACAGAAUAUGUCAACACACCCACCCUCAAACAUGUUCCCGCCGCCAUGCCAGAGACUGCAUGACCUACACAGCUGGUGGAUGGAGCGGCAGUACCAUAACUAAGUCUACCUGAGGCUUAUAAAUAAUAUGCCAUUUAGCAGACGCUUUUAUCCAAAGCGAUUUACAGUCAUGCGUGCAUACAUUUUUUUUGUGUAUGGGUGGUCCCGGGGAUCGAACCCACUACGUUGGCGUUACAAGCGCCGUGCUCUACCAGCUGAGCUACUUUCAGGCUUAGGAUGAGGACUGGCAGGAUUGACAUUACUCACCAUCAGCUGGCCUGAAAGUGAUCCACAGUUACAGCAGUGAACUGUAAUAUUUAGGACACAUAACUGCAAGGGACUUCCUUCACCUGGAGACUGCUGAUGUUGGCCUUUUAGAGAUUGUCACUGUUUUUACCUACCUGCGUUGAGCAGUAUAUCAAAACUACUCCAGGAGAUGAUUUUUUAAAUGUUUGACUAAAAUAAAUCAAAAGUAAUAAAUGUUGAAGAACUUUAAUUAUAUCCAGGAAUUAGUUGGAAACCAUAUCCAUGGUGGAUGUCCGUGGAGAGUAUGUGGAAGUGGAGGGGAGGCCAAUUCAUUGUCAUGUAAUUCAUACAGACUUUAUAGCUUUAAUCGGCCAACCAGUCAAAUGCUACACAGUUGCUACUGAGUUUUUUCAGUCAUUAUCUGCUGGCCUUGCAGUCUAUCCAUGACAUUUCGCUUUAGCACGGUCGCUACCUUGUCCUGUAUAGCAAGCUCAGCCACAACUGGGGAGCAGCCAAGUCCCUAUCUAAUCUGUAAAUGUUUGACAAUGCCUACACUUUGCCCUACACUUAUUCGGCCAAUAGUAAAAGCACUUGUGUAAGGAGAGGCACACUCCUCACUUCACAACCUGAAUGGCUACAACUUUUAGGAAUAAUCUGUAACAAAACUGGAAUGACAAGCACAGGUACUGGAUUCUUUACAAUCCAAUAAGAGGGAGAGGAGUUUGUUUCCACAACGAUAACACUGUGGUCUGGUCUCCGUGGAGAUGGCCUGGGGUCUGGUUUCCAUGACAUUAAGGGCUCUGGUGCCGGUGGUGAUUCUGCUCUGGACUUUCACAUCCACAGAUGGGGGAGGUGAAUAACAACCAUCAUCAGUCUGUCUUAGUUCAUCUGUCUUUACCUUCUGUCUGUCUCAAAAUAUUACAUUCCAAAAUAACUCCAACAGAUGUAGGAACUUAAUUUGAUCACUCUUUUGUUGCUGUGAAUUUUCCUGCAGUUCUAAUGUACUCAAGUUUUUAAAAAGGCUUCUAAAGAUUGUAAUUUCCACUUUUAAAUGGCAGACUUGAUUUUCCCUAAUGAAAAAUGUAUCAACCCCUACAAAAAAUGUCCAUUAAUUAUAAUCUACAUAAUAAUUCACAUUUCCUGCUGUAGAUCCUACAUCUGUAGUCCUAGGUCUGUUUGACAGUAAGUGCUGAGCUAGCAGCAGCUGGGAGGAGGGAAGUUGUUAUCACACAGGACUGAAAGGGUUUUACUUACAUAAACCCACCGGAAUCACCUCACAUGAGUUUAACUGUAAAAAAAAAGCUUCUCUGAAAAAUGAGUUACUUAAUUCAAGAGCAGACUUUUCCUGUUGUGCGUAGUGAUCUUUGGCCACGUCCACCUUAAGGCAAAGUAUUAUACAGAUGAAUCAUCAUGUGAUCAUGUGACUGACUAUAAGGUCUGAAGAAAGUCUCUCUGUGAUUAUGUUUGAACAACUUUAUAGGAUGAAUCAGUGAUUCAACAGCAGAUGUUGCAGGCUAAGAUGGUUUAACAAUGUAAAUGAUUGCUGAAUGAGUGUGGUAUGAUUAGAGGCAUGAAGGAAGUUUAGUCAUUCAGGUCUGACUGGAGUCUUUACUUUAGAUUGUGAUUUUAGUUGGAGGUUAGGUGCUGUGGGUGAGGAGGGGGGUGGGUGGAGGACAGAGGAGGACCACAAUGACAGAUUAGACUCAGGUUAAUAUUAACAAUAUUAACAAUAAUAACAGGUUAAUAACAGGUUAAUAACACUCUGAUAUAAACCAAGGGCCUACUCACUUUACCAAGGUAUCUGACUAUUGGGGAGUAUAGGAGUCUGUGUUUGAAUCCCCUCUUGUCCAGAUGUUCAUUUAACGUGUGUGUUUAUUCUCUUGCAGACAUCCAUGUAACCUGUCUGUUCUCAGAGGAUUGUGUCCUGGCCUGCAGCUUCCAGCCUGACAGUGAGGAAGUAAUCCACUGGCUGAAACUAAAAGACAAGGACCCGACCGUCCACUCCUACUACUACAGUACAGAUCAGCUCAAAGAGCAGAGCCAGCGUUACAGAGGGAGAACAGCCCUGUUCAAUGACCAGAUCCCCAAAGGAAACGCUUCACUACUGCUGAGAGGACUCACACUCCAGGACCAGGGCAGAUACAAGUGUUACACCAGCACUAUUAAAGGCAACAAGGAGUCCUUCAUUAACAUGGCAGUGGAGGGUACGGAAUAUCUGUCUGUCUGUCUGUCUGUCUGUCUGUCUGUCUGUCUGUCUGUCUGUCUGUCUGUCUGUCUGUCUGUCUGUCUGUCUGUCUGUCUGUCUGUCUGUCUGUCUGUCUGUCUGUCUGUCUGUCUGUCUGUCUGUCUGUGAUGAUCACUUUAUGGCUGCUGUAAUGUCUACUUUGUUGCAGCUCCAGUCCGCUUGGUGGACAUACAGGUAUCAGAUGACAUCAUCACCUGCAGUUCUACAGGUAUCUAUCCUAAACCUAAACUCACCUGGUCCACUGACCCCCCCUCUGACCUUUCAUUUGACCCUGGAACCAUCCAGAACUCCACCAGCACCAAGGUGGAUGACCGGGACCUCUAUGACAUCACCAGCACAAAACAGUUUAUCAGAAACCGAACCAACAUCUGUAACGUGACCUCUGGGACAGUAGAAAGGACAGCAACCCUGAAACAGCAAGGUAAUCAAUUGAUCAACCUGUUAAUCAAACAAUUUAUAAAUCAAUGAAUAAAUUCAUCAAUCAAUUUUUCUGGCUAUAAACUCUACAAAAUCAAGACAACAAUGCGAGACAGUAUGCAAAGAUCAAGCUAAAAAGGCGCUUUCUUAUGACAUAAUUUCAGAUCCGGUCCAGGUUUCUCCAAGAGGUGAAGUGUCCAUCCCCUGCAGUGUCUCUCAGUCUGACCUCCUGACCUUUAACCUCACCUGGGGGUUCAACCAGAUAGACACCAUCCUCACCUCCACCUACACCAAGGGCACAUCUCAGAUGUACGUUAACGACCAGUGGAAGGAGCAGGUUCAGAGUUUGUCUGACUCUGGCAGCCUUCAGCUCCACAAGCUAACCGUGGUCCACCAGGGAAUCUACAGCUGUGAACUCUCUACUGCCAGAGACUCACACCUGGUCCUCACCUACCUGGAGAUCACACCUGAUAAACCAUCUGAUGGUACAAAGUUUACUUUUACUAUUUACCCUCACUGUAAGUUACAUGAUCACAUUCAACAAUAAAACUGCAACUCUGUAUUUUCUCCUUCAGUUUCAGAUGGACUGAGUCCAGGUUCAAUCACUGGUAUAACAAUAGCAGCAGUGAUUAUAGCAGCAGUGAUUAUAGCAGCAGUGAUAUGUUACCGACAGAGAGGUAAGUUAUGAUGAUGAUGACAUCAUAAUCUGUUGAAACAUUUAACACAACCACCUCCUGAUGGACAGAGAGGAGGGUUACAUUGGUGGCUUUUGAUGAACAGCUUUCAGUUUCUGCUAUUUUACUGUCUCCCAUCUCAAGGUUUUCUGCCCAAAUCCAAAAAAGUAACACGGUCAUCUGAAGAGGGAGAGUCACUCUCUGCCACAGGUUGA
Coregonus sp. 'balchen' is the source of this 16938-nucleotide messenger RNA. The record is from the annotation of a GenBank genome assembly. NCBI's taxonomy places the organism in Eukaryota, Metazoa, Chordata, Actinopteri, Salmoniformes, Salmonidae.